AUGGCGCCCCCAGACCCCCCCGAAGCCCCGCGGCGCCAACCAACACCAGUAAAGCCGGGCGCUGCCAACGCCCGGUCCACCCAGGAGCUGCCUGUGCGCUCAGCCGUGUGUGACCAGUCCCCAUCUCAGUCCCCCAAAGGUGACAGGAGUGAUGUUCUCUCCCUGGACCUGGCCCCUGAUGGCCACAGGAGCAUUACUCAGCCUAAGAAGGUGCCCAACCUGAUAUGGGAGUUCUGUAGCCACUGGGACCUUCACUGGGAGCUACUUUUCAGCCACAGCAGGGGCAUCCUGCCUUGGCACAGGGCCGAGCUCCUGCAUGUGCUGGAGAACUGGCAGCUGAGCAGGGAGGAGCUGCAGGGGCCCCCAUCUGACCUGGAGCAGCAGCUGAAGAAGUGCCACCAGAGACUUGAGGAGUAUGAGUGGGAGGUGGGUGGGCCAGAGCUGGACCCUCAUCCUGAGUUCCUGCAGGUGCAGGACAGCCUGCAGAAGAUGAAGCUGGCAGAGGCAGGUGCCCGACACAUGUGAGCCAAAGCCAACCCAGCAGAGCUCCCUGAGUCCCCUGGCACACACUGGGCUGCCCCCCUCCUCAGCACAUCCCAGCACUGUGAACAGCACCUGACACUGCCAUUCUGAGUGAGCUUGUGGUUGAGGGUAAGUACCGGAGCCUGGUGUCCCUAUGCCAGUGAGAACCAGGGUGCCAGGGCUGGAAGGAGCUGGUAAAACCAGGGCAGUGCCAGGGGUGAUAUGGGGGAUCCAGGCAACACUCUCCCCUGACCUGCACCUGCCUGGCUCCAUGAACCAGAGAACAACCAAAUAAAGUCUUUUAUCUGGUUUUCUUGCUGGAAAUGGGACAGAGACAGGGGUGGGGUGGCAUUGCCUUGAGCUGAUGGUGUAUGGUGGGGAUGAAGGGUGGUCAUGGUGGCCACUGGCUCAUUUCGCCGAUGGUGCCACCAGCCCAGCUGCAACUGGUGUCCAUCCAAGGCCUUCCGCCAUCCCCUGGUGGCACAGAGCCUUCCUCACUCCUUCAGUUUCCCUCUCCUUGUCCUCUGUCUUCUCCUUAUGUUUUUCCCCAUUUCCACAGUUAUGCGUGUUUCACCCCUGCCCUUUCCACCUGCAGCUGCAGUCCACUGGGAGGGAUAAAGAGACACUGGUUUGAAUAAAUCUCAUACCAACAGCCCCAGGCUGACAGCACCACCCUAGGCACCAAGGCAGGGAACAGGCCAU
This is a messenger RNA of Prinia subflava (tawny-flanked prinia), 1224 nucleotides long. Its product is annotated as actin-associated protein FAM107A-like. Lineage: Eukaryota; Metazoa; Chordata; Aves; Passeriformes; Cisticolidae. The record is from RefSeq and is a predicted model, not a curated record.